GGAGGCAGAAGAGAGAGACAAGCAGAGUGGAGGAUCAAGAGGCUAGUGAUUUGCCCAUAGACAGACACUAGCCAGUCUGAGAACCCCUGCCCCCCCCCCAGUCCUAUCUAUCCCAGUCAUUCUGACCUUUACUAGUUUGAGUGCUGGGAAGCCCAGCUGGAUGCAGGCAGCCUGGCUUUUGGGGGCCCUAGUGGUCCCUCAGCUUUUGGGUUUUGGCCAUGGAGCCCGGGGUCCUGGGAGGGACUGGGAGGGAGGCUGGGGAGGUGCCCUGGAGGAAGAGCGAAAGCGGGAGUCACUGAUGUUGAAGGAGGCCCUGGGGCUGCCCAUUGGGAUGGGAAGUAAUGACAGUCUUGCUGGAAAUUCUGAAGGCGAAGAGGUCUUGGGGACCAAGGAGACCCAAGGGGAAGAAGAGGAAGAGGAAACCACAUCACCUAUUUCCAGUUCCAACCCUUUCCCUAGCCCUUCUCCCACACCAGAGGACACCAUCAAUUACAUCUUGAGCCGCUUGUCUGGCCUGGAUGCAGGCCUACACCAAUUGCAUAUUCGUCUGCACACUUUGGACACCCGUGUGGUCCAGCUGACCCAGGGACUGCGGCAGCUGCGAGAUGCUACAAGUGAUUCCCACGACUCCGUGCAAGCCCUAAAGGAGGCACAGGUCCGGGCUGAGCAGGAGCACGGCCGCCUGGAGGGCUGUCUGAAGGGCAUGCGCCUGGGCCACAAGUGCUUCCUGCUCUCGCGGGACUUCGAGACCCAGGCGGCCGCGCAGGCGCGGUGCAAAGCGCGGGGCGGGAACCUAGCGCAGCCGGCAGACCGCCAGCAAAUGGAUGCACUAGGCCGGUACUUGCGCGCUUCGCUCGCCCCCUACAACUGGCCGGUGUGGCUGGGCGUGAACGACCGGCGCUCGGAAGGGCUCUACCUUUUCGAGAACGGCCAGCGCGUGUCCUUCUUCGCCUGGCACCGCGCGCCCAGCCCGGAGCCUGGCGCCCAUCCUAGCGCGGCAUCACAUCCACUCAGCCCGGAUCAGCCCAAUGGCGGCGUCCUGGAGAACUGCGUGGCGCAGGCCUCAGACGACGGUUCCUGGUGGGACCAUGACUGUGAGCGGCGCCUCUACUUCGUCUGCGAGUACCCUUUCUAGAGAGCCAGUCCUUGCCUCAGAGCUCUUAAGACACAUUCUGCUCCGUGUACCCUGCUGUCUGGAGUCGCUCAGAAGUUUACAAUAACCAUGAAUAAAUUUUAAUAAGAAAAGGCUUUAUAUUUUAGAUAUUGGCACCCAGGGUGGUUGAGGCCAGGUGUGCCCUUGAGAGAACUCCAAAGAUGCAGCCCCUAGCCAUAUCAGCCCUGAGCUUAUAAAGGCAAACUCCACAAGAUUACAUGUAGUCUGCCUACGUGUAGGGCAGGGGCUUAUUUGCAGUCGUCCUGGUCAUCUUUUGAGUAGACUAAGCAAGUUUGAUUACAAAAGCAGAAAUAGCAGUCUUACUAUCUUGCUAGAACAGCACAUUUUACAUGAUCGGUCACUUUAAGAAGAGUCUCACAUCUGGGGUCGGGAUAAGGGAAGUGGGCUGACAGGAGCUCAUCGUGUUAGAGGCACUCUUUGCUUUUGGUCUCUCAAACAGAGUAAGUCAAAACUUUUCAAUGUAAUGUUCACCACACCUACGUCGUGCGCCCUUAGCCCCACGCUUUAUGCCUUGCGCUUUGCACCCUAUAUAGUGCACCAUGCAUCUUGAACCUUCCUUGGGCCCCCCAAGUGCCACCAAUCCUGGAUGGUUGGGCUCCCCUGAGACAUAGCCUAUGCAACGUCCCCAUGUCCCCAUCUGUCCUCGAAGCUUCAAGCUGUCCUUGAAGCUAAACUCAGUGCCAAUAAACCCUUCUAUAAUAUAA
Molecule: messenger RNA, 1878 nt
Organism: Arvicola amphibius (Eurasian water vole)
Lineage: Eukaryota; Metazoa; Chordata; Mammalia; Rodentia; Cricetidae
Gene: Clec11a
Product: C-type lectin domain containing 11A
Exons: 4
Coding region: 161-1135 (324 amino acids)
Source: RefSeq, a predicted model, not a curated record